UUAGGUCUGUCGGUGGACCUUGAUUGAUUCUGCCCGCCAUCUUCGUUUCCACCCGCAUCGCAACAUUAACUCCAGCUGGAUCAGUUGCGAUUGCGCACUGGCUGUAUAAUUUUCGGCGCACUGCGUUUACUUCAUCUGACCCGUUGCAUAAAAUCGCUGUCUGAACUGCCUUAUUUCUGGGGUUUUGUGAUCUGGUUCCCUUGAAGGGUUUAGGGGUUAAGAGAUCCAUGGCAGAGGUGGAGACGCUCCGCUCGCUGCGUGAUUUCGUUUCCGAAGCUGGGUUUUCGAACAGGGCGGAAUUCGAGUCGAGGUUACAACUCUUGGCUGAUUUUGCGAGGUCAGAUGAUGGUAGACAGGCACUUGCAGCAGCGGAGGCAGUUUCUGGCCUCCUUUCUUUAUCGUCUCUGAUAAUUCCCAGUACUUCUGAAGCUUUUCCCGGAUCUGGGUGGAGCUCGAAGACUUUUAAUUUGUAUGUCAAGCUUCUACGCAAUCUAUGCGCUGGAAAUUCCGUAAAUCAGGAGACGUUUGUAAGAAUUGGGGGCUUGGAAGCUCUUGCACCAGUUGUGCGUAUUCUAGAUGCUGGCUCUUUCAAGGAUGGUGUUGACGUGGCUGGUACCUCUCCAGUUGAGGCAUCUGUGCGGAAUACAGCGAUUGAAGGUCUGCAGAUGGUACUUCAGUUGUUAGGUAAUACAGCGGGGCUUGGUGAAUUGAGUCAGGAAAAGAUUUGGGAAGUUUUCUUCCCGUUGAUUUUCGAGAUUGUAGCUAGGGUUUCAAGCGUAAAGGUACAAGGUCCUUUGUGCAUGGUACUCUUUACUUGCUGUCGACAUAACGAUAUUCGGUGCUCGGAGUUGUCAGAAAACAAAGGGGCUUCCAUUGUUGCAUUGCUGCUCAACAGUGGGGGCGUGGAUGUUUCGAACUCAUCAUCAAAUGAAUGGUUGGAGUUUCUGAUUACUCAUCUUUGCUUUGCAAAACCUUGUUUCCGUGUUCUGUUCUCUGAACUUGGUGGCACAAUAGGGGAAUCCACGGAGAUAGAUGGCCUCCCGGAAACGGCUGUGAGACAAUCGUUCGUUAAGGAACAGGCUGCGUUGCUCGACAUCUUGAAUGCAUCGUUGAGCGCACGAGAGCAGGACCAGCAUAGCGGUGAUCCCUUAUCAGACUCUCAACAGUGGAUUUCAAUGCCUUCGACAUCUGCUUCGUUUUUGAUUGACAUCGUAAGGUGUGCUGCCAAGUGUGCCGCCUCCACCGGCCUUUCCGCUCUACAGCUUCCAACUCAUUCACCGGUAGCUGAUGUCCUAGGUCUCUCUCUCUCCAUGAUAAGAAUACUGUGUGUUUUGGAUGAGAAGAGGUCAAAAAUUCUUCCAGUGUUUGCGUCCAGUGGUUUGAUCCCUUUGAUGCUGGAUCUACUGCGUCCUCUCGGCUCUCCUGACGGCGCCAAAGCCAGCACCACCUCAACUCAAGGUGGUGUUGAGACCAAUUCAAGUACCAGCACUGUACGAAGGAUGGGCUCAGAGCAAUCUUCAUCAAAUGGCGUUGAUGUUUUUCCUAGCAGAGAUGUUUACAUAGGAUACCGUCGGGACAUAGUUGCUGUGAUUGCAAAUGCCAGUCACAGGAGUUUCUUAAUUCAAGAUGCUGUUCGAGAAAAUGGUGGUCUCUUGUUAGUCUUACAACAGUGUAUGCCUGACACCAACAAUCCCUUCUUACGGGAGUGGGGUUUGUGGGCCAUUCGAAACCUGUUGGAAGGGAACAGCAAUAAUCAAACUGAGUUAGCUGAUUUAGAAAUUAGGUCUGUUGUUCCAGACUCGAGGCUCAAAGAAGCAGGUAUGGGUGUGGAGAUCGACCCAGAAACUGGGCGGCCAAGGUUAGUGAAUAUCACACCCAGCACGGAGAGUCCAGCCGUUGAUGAGAUAUUGUAGCAUUUCAUUCUAAGCAUUCUGGUUUUCUCACCUGAGCUUGGAUCUCAAGGUUUAUUCAAUCGAGUGUCACUGUGUUUCAUAGUC
Physcomitrium patens is the source of this 1997-nucleotide messenger RNA. RefSeq lists its product as uncharacterized. Gene Ontology annotation, cellular component: cytosol. NCBI's taxonomy places the organism in Eukaryota, Viridiplantae, Streptophyta, Bryopsida, Funariales, Funariaceae. The record is from RefSeq and is a predicted model, not a curated record.